Messenger RNA from Gekko japonicus, 1328 nucleotides. RefSeq names its product cytochrome b-c1 complex subunit 7. The coding region runs from base 38 to 373 and encodes 111 amino acids. The transcript is spliced from 4 exons. Gene Ontology annotation, biological process: mitochondrial electron transport, ubiquinol to cytochrome c. The record is from RefSeq and is a predicted model, not a curated record. NCBI's taxonomy places the organism in Eukaryota, Metazoa, Chordata, Lepidosauria, Squamata, Gekkonidae.
CCGAAAGGCAUCGCGCGGGUGUUUCUCGGAGGUCAAGAUGGCGGGGAGGGCACCUGCUGCAGCUGGUGGGCGUCUGCUUCAAGGUCUCCGCAAGUGGUACUACAAUGCUGCCGGAUUCAAUAAGCUUGGUCUAAUGAGAGAUGAUACAAUCUAUGAGGAUGAUGAUGUGAAGGAAGCACUAAAGAGGCUUCCCGAAGAUGUGUAUAAUGCGAGAUUAUUUCGUAUCAAGAGAGCACUAGAUUUGUCCAUGAGGCAACAAAUUCUUCCCAAAGAACAGUGGGGAAAAUACGAAGAGGAGAAUUAUUAUCUGGAACCAUACCUGAAAGAAGUCGUUCGUGAAAGACUUGAAAAGGAGGCAUGGGGAAAGAAGUAACUGAUUGUAACUUUCUUGUGCAAAUGCUUCCCUAAAGUUCUGGAAGAAUUCUCUUUAAAUAUCUGGGUGCUGAGAAGUCUCACAUAACGUUAUGAUCACUCAAGAUUUUGUUCAUCCAACUGAAACAUUACUAAACCAGCUUGGAAUCCUUUCUCCUAAAUUGCAAGGAAUUGGUUCAAGUCCUUUUCGGCUACAUUGCAUGCUUGCGGGGUAAUCUGUAAUCUUCAUUCCAGCUGUUUGAGUAAUUCUUUUUGUCAUAAUACAGCUGUUUCCUGCAGCUGGGAGGGUAGAUAAGCAACAGUUUGCUGUUCUUGUUCCUGCUCUUCGGGCUCCCUUCUUUACAAGGGAUGCCCAUCUGCACUGUGACUGCGCACAUCCAUCAUCACCUCUUGUCUCUGGAGAUGGGGAUGCAGGCGCAGACUUCAGCAAUCAGCAGCAGCCCUAGACGGGUUGUGUAACCCGUCGUGUCUACCCAAACAAAUGGAAUGGCACAUUAAUAGACCCUUUUGGAAUGUUUGUGUUUCCUGCCAAUCUUGAAAUAAAAUUGCCUCAUUUAACCCAAAUUAGUCACUUGGAUUUAUUUGCUGAAUGACUAAAGCCCUACAGUCCUGAGUAAACUUGGGAGUAAUGUCCCAUGGCAAGCAAGAGAACUUAUUUCUGAGUGUAAAGGUUUUUAAUUGGGUAGUAAAAUGUUAAAAUGUGGUCCCUAAAGGAUACUUAUCUGAUUGGUAGUGCCUGUCAUUUGUGGUGUUACAUAGUUGAAAUGCUUUAUCUACAGUCUAAAGGGGGACAUUUGUCUUCUUUUGGCUCAUGCUAGCAGGAAGUGGGGAAAUCAGAACCUGUCCUCAGUUGCUGGUAAUGCCCAAAUGGGCAAGGGGCCAGAAUAUAAUCACUGAGUUGCAGAUGGCCCUUGAGCUCUACGCUCUGCCCAAGAGCAGAAUAAAUCAGUCUCGUU